Aureobasidium pullulans EXF-150 is the source of this 1302-nucleotide messenger RNA. RefSeq lists its product as uncharacterized. The record is from RefSeq and is a predicted model, not a curated record. Gene Ontology annotation, cellular component: membrane. Gene Ontology annotation, molecular function: malate transmembrane transporter activity. Gene Ontology annotation, biological process: malate transmembrane transport. The transcript is spliced from 2 exons. The coding region runs from base 1 to 1302 and encodes 433 amino acids. Lineage: Eukaryota; Fungi; Ascomycota; Dothideomycetes; Dothideales; Saccotheciaceae.
AUGGCAUUCCGACGACGAGACAACCAGGCAGGCGAUAAUGAAGGCCACCACAGUGAUGGAUCUACAGCUACAAACAACUCGACUGGAGACCUCGAGACCAGGAUGAAGGAUUUGGAGAAGGCGGGCGUGCAUCGAAGACCACAAGCACGCAGGCGAAUCUCAGAUGUGGCUCCCGAGGGUACAGACCGAGAGAUUACAUUGAAAGAGCGGUUAAGACAUUUCACAUGGGCCUGGUUUACCUUGACGAUGAGCACUGGUGGCUUUGCGACGCUGCUUUCGGUACAACCGCAUAAAUUUACUGGACUGUUGACUAUCGGCACUAUCGUCUACAUCUUCGAUCUCGUGCUGUUCGUCAUACUCUGCGCAGCCAUCACAGCACGCUUCAUCAUGUACCCUGGCUCUUUCCACAAAUCUCUCAAGCAUCCUACGGAAGCCCUCUUCUUCCCGACAUUCUGGCUCUCCCUACCGACCAUCAUCGGCGGCAUGAACAACUACGGUGUCGGAAACGUCGGCGGCUGGCUCAUCGUAACACUACGAGUGCUCUUCUGGAUCUACUUCGCCUGCACCCUCCUCGUAGCCAUCUUCCAGUACUGGUACUUAUUCGCUAGUAGAACCCUCCUAGUAAAAUCAAUGGCGCCAUCCUGGAUCCUCCCAAUUUUCCCCGUCAUGCUCACCGGCACCCUCGCCAACAUCAUCGCCAGCAACCAGCCCCCAGAACAAAGAUUACCCAUCAUUGUCGCGGGAGUAGCGAGUCAAGGUCUAGGCUGGACAGUCGCAGUAAUGAUUUACGCCGUAAUGAUUGUCCGCCUAUUCGAAUACGGGCUUCCACCUCCCAACGCACGUCCUGGCAUGUUCAUCUGCGUCGGACCUGCCGGCUUUACCAUCUUGGCUUUGAUAGGCAUGUCCAACGCUUUGCCCGAAGGCUAUGGCUAUUUCGCCAAAAACCCCACCGCGAUCCCGGCUCUACAGGCCAUGGCCCUCUUUGUGAGCAUUUUCAUCUGGAUGAUUGGAUUCUGGUGGUUCGCUCUCGCCACCAUCAGUGUGCUUUACGGUAUCAAGCAGAUGUCCUUUUCGCUGGUGAAUUGGGCGCUGGUGUUCCCUAAUGUUGGAUUCACUAUUGCGGUCAUCAAUAUCGGGCAGCAGUUGGAGAGUCAGGGUAUCCUGUGGGUGGGCAGUAUCAUGAGUAUUUUGGUGUUUGCGAUUUGGUUGUUCAAUCUUUAUGCGCAUGCUAGGGCUGUUUUGACGAAGAGGAUGAUGAUGCCUGGGCAGGAUGAAGAUAAGGGUGAGGAAGAGGAGGAGUAG